Molecule: messenger RNA, 2323 nt
Organism: Heterocephalus glaber (naked mole-rat)
Lineage: Eukaryota; Metazoa; Chordata; Mammalia; Rodentia; Bathyergidae
Gene: Fjx1
Product: four-jointed box kinase 1
Biological process (GO): cell-cell signaling
Source: RefSeq, a predicted model, not a curated record
CGAAACCCCGGAGCGAACAAGCUGCCGGGCCCUCCUCGCCUCCCGGACCCGGGCGCCCGCGCUCGGAUUGAAGCGGCGGCCGCCGCGGGAGCAUGAGGAAGAGGAUGCGGGGCGCCGCCGCCACCGCGGGGCUCUGGCUGCUGGCGCUGGGCUCGCUGCUGGCGCUGUGGGUCGGGUUCUUGCCGCCGCGGACUGAACCGCCAGCCUCCCGGCCACCACCAGAAGACCGACGACUGCCCUGGCGUCCGGUCAGGAGUGGCCGCCCCGCGCCUCGCUUGCCGCUGCCCCCGCCCCUGGCGGCGUGGGAUGCCCGCGGGGGCUCCCUGAAAACUUUUCGGGCGCUGCUCACCCUGGCGGCCGGCUCGGACGGCCCGCCCUGGCGGCCCCCGGCCGAACUCAGGCUGCACGUGCCACCCGAGCCAGCGGAGCGCGCGGCGGUGCGCGGGGGCGUUUUCUGGAGCCGCGGCCUGGAGGAGCAGGUGCCCCGGGGCUUCUCCGAGGCCCAGGCGGCGGCGUGGCUGGAGGCGGCGCGCGGCGCCCGGGUGGUGGCUUUGGAGCGCGGGGGCUGCGGGCGCAGCUCCAACCGGCUGGCCCGCUUCGCCGACGGCACCCGCGCCUGCGUGCGCUACGGCAUCAAUCCGGAGCAGAUACAGGGAGAGGCCCUGUCCUACUACCUGGCGCGCCUGCUGGGCCUCCAGCGCCACGUGCCGCCGCUCGCCCUAGCCCGGGUGGAGGCUCGGGGCGCGCAGUGGGCACAGGUGCAGGAGGAGCUGCGCGCCGCGCACUGGACCGAGGGCAGUGUGGUGAGUCUGACGCGCUGGCUGCCUAACCUCACCGACGUGGUGGUGCCCGCGCCCUGGCGCUCGGAGGACGGCCGCCUGCGACCCCUGCGCGACGCCGGUGGCGAGCUGGCCAACCUCAGCCAGGCUGAGCUGGUGGACAUGGUGCAAUGGACCGACCUGAUCCUCUUUGACUACCUGACAGCCAACUUCGACCGGCUCGUGAGCAACCUCUUCAGCCUACAGUGGGACCCGCGCGUUAUGCAGCGCGCCACUAGCAACCUGCACCGCGGUCCCGGCGGGGCGCUGGUCUUUCUGGACAAUGAGGCGGGCUUGGUGCAUGGCUACCGGGUGGCAGGCAUGUGGGACAAGUAUAACGAGCCGCUGCUGCAGUCGGUAUGCGUGUUCCGAGAGCGCACGGCAAGGCGCGUCCUGGAGAUGCACCGCGGCCAGGACGCGGCGGCCCGGCUGCUGCGCCUCUACCGGCGCCACGAACCUCGCUUCCCUGAGCUGGCCGCUCUCGCCGACCCUCACGCUCAGCUGCUGCAGCGCCGCCUCGACUUCCUCGCCAAGCACAUUUUGCACUGCAAGGCCAAAUACGGCCGCCGGCCGGGGUCCUAACAUCCUGGGAAGAGAGGGAGAUUUGGACUGGGGUAUGGAUGACGGGGAAGGGCUGUCGCCUGUGCCAGUGACUGGGACCAGCUGGCCAACACCCAGCCAGUGGCCUCGGGCGCGAAAGUGUCUAAAACUUCUGCUUCACCCACCUGCCCUUUUCUUUUAAUCCCACGCUGUUUCCUUUCAAAGUCUGGGAGGGCGAACUCACCGAGGCGAGAAGUGUUAACAUUCCCUCCACCCAGUUUAUAAAAGGAUUAUUUCCGGUGCGGGGCCAGGAGAUAGGAUCCGAAGAAACUGGCUGCAGGGCUCGGGCCCCAGCCGGGGUGGUCCCAGGGAGAUAUGCACUCCCUUCUUGGGACACCUCCUCCCAUUCCCAUUCCAAAAAAGGAGAACUUCCGUUUGAGCCAGUUGAGCUAAGGCUGCAAUUUACUAAGCAGCGCUGGUGGCCCCAGAGCAGGGGAAAGUCCCCCUGGUUGCCUGGUGGAGUCCCCUUCCUGUAUUCUCCCUUUGUUCCAUCUCCCGAUGAUGAGAUCAUUAUUCAGAGCUGGGGGACAGCCCCAGUAGUACGAAGAGAGCAAGACCUCCACUCUCCGGGAGCCCUACAGACCCUGAUGGUUUGUCUGACUCAUUCCUGCACCCUCCUCGUUUGGGCCUGAAGGCUAUGAAUUCAGGACUGUUUGUAGGCACUGAGUCAAAUAAUGAACUGCUUCUUCCCCGCUCCCAACUGACCAAAAUUUUGACAAUGAUAAUGUUCACUAGAAGGAAAAAAGAAAUCAGUUCUGUGCACUUUACUUUGUUUUUAUUUUAAUUUUUUAUUAAGAAAAACUUUUUAUUUGACAGAAUUUGCCUUCUAUGUAUAUAUGUGCAUAAAGUGUGGUGUAAAUAUACUAAACAAACUUAUAUUUCAAUAAAAGGGAGUUUAAAAUUUA